ACAUUUAACAUAAAGAUGUGACCAACGAAUGGUGGAGCUUACCUUCCAUUUUUGAAAACCUACUAUCUUGUCAGGCGGCACUGAGGUUUUUGAGUGGCAUUACCUCCCACCAGUUUGAGGGAAGAAGCAGAGCCAUGUGGAAACUGAAGACUUUUUGUCUCCUAGGAUGGGUGUUAAUUCCAGGCUACUGGGCAUUGACAGGUCCAAAAGAAGUGAUGUGUCAUGAAGGAGAAUCACUCUCCGUACGAUGUCAUUAUGAGAAACCCUUUAAACAGAACACUAAAUUCUGGUGUAAAGGCUCAGUUCUCACACUUUGUUCAAGUUCCUUGAUUAAGACAUCAUCUGAGGGUUUAGUAGCGAAUGACAGAGUCUCCAUCAGAGACAAUAAGGAAGGACAGUACUUUGAAAUAACCAUGGACAAGCUGAAAUGUGAAGAUUCUGAUACCUACCAAUGUGGCAUCGAGAGAAGACUAUUCGAUGACAGGCACUACAUUCAAGUGACUGUUUGCCCAGAUCCAAAACAAACAGCAACAACGGAAGAGGUGCUCACUUCUACUGACAUCCCUGCUUCAGAAGAGUCUAAGGAACAAGAAGUCUACAUCUUGAUAUAUUGCACCAUCCCACUGUUUCUCCUGCUCACAGGCGCGGCUGUUGUGUUGCUUAUAGUCUCAAGGAAGAAGAAAAAAGGAUUAGGUUGGAAGAGAAAAAAAGAAACAAAGCUACAAAGCAUGGCACUUGCACAUACUACAGGAGAUAAUGGCAGAGAGCAAAACAUUCCUCGUCAUGACUUGGGCACUGAUGGGACAGGGCUCUACAACAAUGCAGACGUCCAUCCUGAAAAUAACUGUGAAGAGUUCCCUUCUCAGGAACAGAGCUCAGGCAAGACAGAUGAGGUUUCUUACGCCACACUGAAUAUUUCAGAUCCACAACAGCAGUCCGUCUAUGCCAACGUAGGUUUCCUUCCUAGUUCAGAAGAAGUCUUUUAUACAGAGGUAGCAAAGAGAGCUACAGAAUAA
Heteronotia binoei (common prickly gecko) is the source of this 1016-nucleotide messenger RNA. Its product is annotated as CMRF35-like molecule 7. The transcript has 7 exons. Gene Ontology annotation, molecular function: transmembrane signaling receptor activity. Gene Ontology annotation, cellular component: plasma membrane. Lineage: Eukaryota; Metazoa; Chordata; Lepidosauria; Squamata; Gekkonidae. The coding region runs from base 135 to 1016 and encodes 293 amino acids. The record is from RefSeq and is a predicted model, not a curated record.